Messenger RNA from Kluyveromyces lactis, 1728 nucleotides. It is a transcript of the gene RAD7, whose product is annotated as UV-damaged DNA-binding protein RAD7. Gene Ontology annotation, biological process: SCF-dependent proteasomal ubiquitin-dependent protein catabolic process. NCBI's taxonomy places the organism in Eukaryota, Fungi, Ascomycota, Saccharomycetes, Saccharomycetales, Saccharomycetaceae. The transcript has a single exon. The coding region runs from base 1 to 1728 and encodes 575 amino acids. Gene Ontology annotation, cellular component: SCF ubiquitin ligase complex. The record is from RefSeq and is a predicted model, not a curated record.
AUGUAUAGAGCAAGGAGUCGUCGGAACAACGAUGGUAGUGGCGUAAGAGGACCAAACAGUGCUUUGACCCAGUUUUUAAAGGAACAAGGUAUUAGUGCUGAGAAUAUUAGAGAUAGAUGGUUAGAAGCUCAAAAGAAGGAAGCCGAACAUCCACAAGAAACUCAGAAGGAUGAUUCUGAAACAGAAUCUGAUGAAGAUCUUAAAGCAGGGGUAGCUGCAAAAAAACGGUCAAGAAAGCCCAGAGCUGUUAAGAAGCAGGAGUCGUCUUCUUCCGGAGAAAGUGAUGAUGAUGAGGACGACGACGACGAAGAUGACGAUGACUACAAAGCAGAGGCGAGGCUUCGCCGGUUACGUGGUGCUGACCUAGAAGAUUCUGAUGAGGAAGAAGAAGUAUUGCCGGUUUCUGAUCGAAAGAAAAGGAUGUUGACCUUGACUAAUGGUAAGAAAACUUCUCCGCAACUAGCUAAGGCUCGCCAUCAACAGAAGAAAACUAGAAGAAAGAAGGCUGCCAAUCUUUUAGACAAGAAGGACUCACUCAUUUCAUCAUUGCAGGAUAUAUGUAUUAAAGUUAUCGGUAAAUCUAUUGUGGAAUAUAAUGCACAAUCGAUGGUGGAACAUAUUAGAGAUACUUUAGGUGGUGUAUCUUUAGAAAACUUGAACAAACUAGCACAAGCUUUGACAAAAAAUCGGGCCUUGAAUGAUGAUACUUUACAGUUAUUCUUGAACACCAGUUUAACUACUUUGACGUUUUAUGACUGUUCAAAGUUGUCAUAUGAAGGCUACAAGAGACUUGCCAUCUUUUCGCCGCAUUUAGAGUCGCUUUCCUUACAGAUGUGUGGACAGUUAAAUAAUGAAGCUCUCUUGUAUCUAGCCGAAAAGCUACCAAACCUAAAAGAACUAUACCUUGAUGGACCGUUCUUAAUUAAUGAGGAUACAUGGGUUCAAUUCUUCGAAUUGCUAAAGGGUAGACUUACUGCUUUUCAUGUUUCCAAUACCCAUAGAUUCAAUGAUAAUGCAUUGUCAGCUAUGCUUCGAAAUUGUGGAUCGUCCUUGGAAUCUCUAGGUCUAGCAACUCUAGAUACUGUGACAAAUUACGCCCUAUUACCGCAAUAUCUUAACUCUCCUAAUUUCCACACUUUGAUCUUGGAAGAGCCAUCUAGAGAAACAGAUAUUAAUGACGAGGUUAUUAUAAGUUUGUUAGGAUCCAUAGGCCAGAACCUUAGGAAGUUGUCGCUCAAUAGAUGCACUGGCUUGACUGAUAGCUGUAUAAUUAAUGGAUUUUUACCAUUUUUGUCUAACUCAGGGCAAUCAAUCCUUACAGACUUGGAAUUAGAAGAAUUGGAUCAGAUAACCACCGACGGCAUAGUUCUAUUAUUCUCUUCGUUGCAGUUCCCUUUGUUGAAAAGAUGUAGCUUGAAAAGAUGUUUUGCUUUGGAGGAUGCAGCCGUAGUUGAAUUAUUACUUAACUCCUCUUCCACCUUAGAAGAGUUGAAUCUAAAUGGUCUGAAAUCCCUAACAUCCAAAACUUUCACCUUCAUGGCAUGUCCUAACCUCAAGCAGCUAAAUAUAGGGUUUGUCCACUGUGUGGAUAAUGAAAUUGUGGAAAAGAUAUCCAAGGACAAUGAAAAGCUCACUAUUAUUGAAGUUUAUGGUGAUAAUCAAGUCACAGGCAAAUGCUCUCCUCGGAAUGGUGUAAGCAUUAUCGGAAGGCAAAGUGACAGUAUAUAA